AUGGUCGAGACGCAGCUGGAGCCCAAUACCAUCAUCUACAACGCUGGGAUCAGUGCAUGCGAGAAAGGUCGGAAUUUGCAGCAGGCCCUGUCGCUGCUUGACGAGAUGGUCGAGACAAAGCUGGAGUCCAGUGCUUGGAUGAGCGCUUGCGUGAAAGGUCAGCAGUGGCAGCGGACCCUGUCGCUGCUUGACGAGAUGGUCGAGACGAAGCUGGAGCCCACUGCCAUCAGUUACAACGCUUGGAUCAGCGCAUGUGAGAAAGGUCAGCAGUGGCAGCGGACCCUGUCGCUGCUUGACGAGAUGGUCGAGACGAAGCUGGAGCCCACUGCCAUCAGUUACAACGCUUGGAUCAGCGCAUGUGAGAAAGGUCAGCAGUGGCAGCGGGCCAUGUCGCUGCUCAGCUGGAUAGUCGAGACGAAACUUGAUGUCCAUACCAUAAUAUGCAAUGCUUGGAUCCGUGCUUGCAGAGAGGUCAGCAGUAGCAGCAUGCCCUGUCGCUGCUCAGCGAGAUGGUCGAGACGAAGAUGGAGCCCGUUGUCAUCAGCUAUCGUUCUGGGAUGA
Molecule: messenger RNA, 561 nt
Organism: Prorocentrum cordatum
Lineage: Eukaryota; Dinophyceae; Prorocentrales; Prorocentraceae
Source: the annotation of a GenBank genome assembly